Messenger RNA from Chenopodium quinoa (quinoa), 2195 nucleotides. RefSeq lists its product as uncharacterized. The coding region runs from base 381 to 1955 and encodes 524 amino acids. Gene Ontology annotation, cellular component: plastid. Lineage: Eukaryota; Viridiplantae; Streptophyta; Magnoliopsida; Caryophyllales; Amaranthaceae. The record is from RefSeq and is a predicted model, not a curated record. The transcript is spliced from 12 exons.
UUUCACUCUUAAAUUCACACCAUCGAAAACUACUCAAAACAGAUAGAUUUACAACUGUACCAGAAAGACAAAUUUAGCAUGGGAAACCGAGAGCCUAGAGGAAAACCCAAUAUGCUUUCAUUUCUGAAUUCACUCGGAUGUCCUCUUCUUCAUGCUCCCCUUCCAUUUCCAAACUUUAAAAAAAAUAAAAUGAGCAAUGACCAAACCUAUAAAAGCACGCCAUUAAUUACCUGCUCACCAACCUCGCUCUACACUAUUAUCACAUAAUACUCUCUCUUCCUCAACUACUCAUUUAAACUUCAACACGUCUGUGAUUUUGUUCAUCGUAAAAUCCCCAAUUUAAUUACACAAAUCAUUCGCCCUAAUUUUUCUAAGCAACAAUGUCGAUAUACAAACUUGCUGUGAUCAUCAAAAACCCUUUAAAUAAGGAGGAAUUUCUCCUAGUCAAGCAAAUUAGACCUCGCAAAUUCGGAAUUGAAGAGUAUGAUUCUUACAUUGAUUCUGAUCUCUGGGAUUUUCCAUCUGUUCAAUUGAGUAUUUUACAAGGUGAAUCGGAAAUUCAAGUUGAAGGAGCUGAAUCAUGCUCUGCUAAACUUGAUUUGAAGAAAUUUGACCUGGAUUUGGCUUUAAAUCAGGUUUCAGAGCAGGUUGGAAUUGAGAAGUUGGUUGAAGGGCAGUGGAAGUUCUGGAAGUUUGUGGAAGAGCCUGAAUUCGGACCGGGACCUCCGAUUCAAACGGUUUUUAUCACUGGCUACUAUGGAGUUGAUGAUAAAAGUUGUGAUGUGGCAUGCCAGUGGAUGUCCUGGUCUAAUUGCUCCAAAUGGCUCUCCGAAGUAACACAGGAUAGUUAUCGUAUGGGGCCCUUGGUGGUUAAUGGUUUUCUACACGACUCUAAAUACUCUAAGUGGCAUGUUCCGCGUAAUUUGAAUUACCAGGAAUAUCCUCUGGGUGUUAGACUUGUACCGAUGGAAAGUAGAACUGGCAAGCCUUUCUCCACUACGAACUUGUUAGUCAUUGCUCCACAGAUUGUUGCCAAUGGGGAAAGCGGUAAAGAUUUUAUUGCUCAUGGAGAUGCACUAAUAAUAGAUCCAGGAUGCAAAUCUCGGUUGCAUCAACAGCUUGCAGAUAUUAUUGCAGCUUUACCAAGAAAGCUGGUCGUGUUUGUUACACAUCAUCAUCCUGAUCAUGUUGAUGGUUUGUCAGCUAUUCAAAAAUGCAACCCUGAUGCAAUCCUCUUGGCUCACGAAAACACAAUGCAUCGUAUUGGAAAAGAUGACUGGUCUCUUGGGUAUACAUCAGUUGCAGGUGGGGAAGAAAUAAAUAUUGGGGGCCAGCGACUUCAAGUCAUUUUUGCCCCGGGCCACACGGAUGGUCAUAUGGCAUUGCUCCAUAUCAAUACUCAUUCACUGAUUGUUGGUGAUCAUUGUGUUGGGCAAGGUAGUGCAGUUCUAGAUGCUUUUUCUGGUGGAAAUAUGGGAGAAUACUUUAAUACAACAUACAAAUUCUUGGAGCUUUGUCCGAACACUUUGAUUCCUAUGCAUGGGAGAGUCAAUCUGUGGCCAAAACACAUGCUUUGUCGAUAUCUCAAGAAUCGCAGAGAUAGAGAAUCUUCAAUCUUGAGUGCCAUAGAAAAUGGCAGUACUACUUUAUUUGACAUAGUUUCCACUAUAUAUAAAGACGUUGAUCGUGUCCUGUGGUUUGUUGCUGCAUCAAAUGUGAGGCUCCAUGUUGAGCAUCUAGCUCAACAGCACAAAUUACCUGAGGGCAUGUCCUUGACAAAAUUUCGUCGAACUUUUGGAUUACAUUUUGCAAUCAACUGGAUCUGGGCAUACACAUGCAAUUGUAUAUCAUCAAAGGUUAUGAAGAUUAGACGACCUAAACUCAUUGUUUCUGCAGUUGUUGCUUGCUUUGCUGCAUUGUAUUGUGUAAGAACUAUGCCUACUUUAAAUCAUUAGUUUUAUUAUGCCAUCACUAUGGAUACUUGAAAAAUAAACUUUCAGGCUGAUAAGGUUAAACAAGCCACACCUCAUAGUUAUUGUGUAUCUAUCUUAUUCUAGAACUUGUGCUAUCUACUAAGUAUCUUAUUCUAGCCAUUUGCAUUACGUACAUUUUGUGUAAAUUUGGCUAAUGCAAGUUGGUUUGUUUAAUCUUAGUGAUUUAUCAUUGCACCUUAUUAUAUAUUUCCUUCUUUUUUA